Catharus ustulatus (Swainson's thrush) is the source of this 1302-nucleotide messenger RNA. Its product is annotated as MOB kinase activator 3A. Lineage: Eukaryota; Metazoa; Chordata; Aves; Passeriformes; Turdidae. Gene Ontology annotation, molecular function: protein kinase activator activity. The coding region runs from base 430 to 1080 and encodes 216 amino acids. Gene Ontology annotation, cellular component: nucleus; cytoplasm. The record is from RefSeq and is a predicted model, not a curated record. Gene Ontology annotation, biological process: positive regulation of protein phosphorylation; signal transduction. The transcript is spliced from 4 exons.
CAGAAACUUCUGAGCAGCCUCAGCUGCCGGGGCUGAGCACGGGGGACGGCCGGGGAAGGCAGUGCCGAGGGGAACGGCCGUGACAACACGGAGUGAUCCUGCGGGAGGAAACACGGAGCUUGCAGAGGGGAAGGAUUAGCUUUUGGGAAAACAUUGGCAGCUCCCCGGGCCGGGAGGCUGCAGUCAGUGCCAGACAGGAAGCGGCUGACGUGGAAGUGCCGGCUGGCCGGGAUUAUGAAUGGCCAGAGGUGCCUUCCAGCCACACUGAGCCCUCCUCGCCCUGCCCUGCCCUGCCCUUCCCGAGAUCAGGACCAGAUGAGCAGAGGGAGGUUUCUGUGAAGAUCAGAGUCACCCCAGCCCUGCCCUGGGAAGUGGCCGCGCCUCCGGCUGUCACCGCUGCGGGCCUGGAAGAGACACGAGAGAAGGAAAAUGUCCCACGCUUUAAAGCAAGUGUUCAAUAAAGACAAAACCUUCCGGCCCAAGCGCAAGUUCGAGCCGGGCACUCAGCGGUUUGAGCUGCACAAGAAGGCCCAGGCCUCGCUCAACGCCGGCCUGGACCUGAAGGUGGCCGUGCAGCUGCCGCCGGGCGAGGAGCAGAACGACUGGGUGGCCGUGCACGUCGUGGACUUCUUCAACCGCAUCAACCUCAUCUACGGCACCAUCAGUGACUAUUGCACGGAGCAGUCCUGCCCCGUCAUGUCGGGGGGCCCCAAGUACGAGUACCGGUGGCAGGACGAGCACAAGUACCGCAAACCCACGGCCCUGUCUGCGCCCCAGUACAUGAACCUGCUCAUGGACUGGAUCGAGGUGCAGAUCAACAACGAGGACAUCUUCCCCACCAACGUCGGUACUCCCUUCCCCAAGAACUUCCUCCCAGUGGUGAAGAAGAUUCUCUCCAGGCUCUUCCGGGUGUUUGUCCACGUCUACAUCCACCACUUCGACAGGAUCACCCAGAUGGGCUCGGAGGCCCACGUGAACACCUGCUACAAGCACUUUUACUACUUUGUGAAAGAGUUCAAUCUCAUAGACACCAAGGAGCUGGAGCCCCUGAAGGAAAUGACUUCCCGGAUGUGCCACUGAGCUCAGACCUUCUGCUCCCACCUCGGCACCUCCCGAGGACUCCGAGCCCCAAUCCCAUAUUGGAGACGUGAUCCAAGGGCAGAACAGAGACGUUUCGUUUAAGAAAUUAUAUAUUUUUAAUGAGUUUCAAUGUCAAACUGUGAUACUGCAGGAAUAUUUUUUUAAAGAUGCUCUAGAUUAACUAAUUUUUUAUAGUAAUUUCUAUAAAAAAGAAAGAAAAUA